Molecule: messenger RNA, 4117 nt
Organism: Sinocyclocheilus anshuiensis
Lineage: Eukaryota; Metazoa; Chordata; Actinopteri; Cypriniformes; Cyprinidae
Product: rho GTPase-activating protein 27-like
Exons: 16
Coding region: 1-2919 (972 amino acids)
Biological process (GO): signal transduction; regulation of GTPase activity
Cellular component (GO): cytoplasm
Molecular function (GO): protein binding
Source: RefSeq, a predicted model, not a curated record
AUGAACGUGAACGAGCAUGGUGAGACGGGUAAGAUGACAUCCUUAAACAGUCUGGGCCUGGUACUGGUAGAGUUUGAAUAUGAAUACGAGGGCCGGGAUGGUCACAUGGUGUCCAUUAAACCCAACGAGCGGUACAUCCUUCUGGCCAAAACAAACGAUCACUGGUGGCAUGUUUGCAAAGAUGAACAAGCCAAGCCAUUUUAUAUCCCUGCUAAAUAUGUCAAGGAGCUUCCACCCAACAUCCCUUCACCUCUAGACUUCAGAGAGCCUCCAGGCCCCGCUGUGAAGCCUGUGGUGCCUGACCUCACAGAGGGCCGCAAAUCCGAUGAGGUGACAAUUAGACUUCGCUCCAAAGGGAAUUACCACAAGACAGAUAACCGCAUGUCUACAUUUGGAGUUCCUUUAGAUUUACACGAGCCCCCUUCUUACAAACAUGGCGGACCUUCAGACUCCCUCAUCUCCCUGAACACGGUCUCUGCCUCAGACUCAUCACAUCAGAAGAAGAGGAUGAGUCAAGCAACCAAUCUGCUGUUCGGCUCUUGCAUUGAAACGGUGCCUGAUAAGUUUCGAGUGCCUAGCUUCAGCCCAGCUGACCCUCUCCAUAAACCUAUCCCUGUCAAACCUGUGGAGCUCCCCAUCAUCAAGAACCUAAACGAGACCAAACCUCACAGGAAGUCUCCCGAGCUGGAAUCCCCAAUAGAGCCAGAAAGUGAAAGCUCUAGCUCAGAACCACUGCCAUCACCUGACUCUGAGAAUAUUUAUGAAUCCAUAUCGGAUCUGAAUCUGGACCUGUCGACACUGACAGACAAAACACCUGCUGGAUUGCCAAACCCUCAGACCAACACAUCAUGCUCUGCUCCAACAAUAAAGACAGAGAAUGACCCAACCACAGCUGUGUAUGCCAACAUUACUGACCUAAAGAAGACCAUUCCUCGCCCUUCAAACUCCUCUACUUCAACUUGCUCGUCGCCCGGCAUCACCCUCAGUCCUGCUCCGGACUCCACCUCCCCUCCCAACUCGGCCGGAUGGCAGGUCCAUACUGACCACGACAGCGGUAAGGAGUACUACUACCACCCUGCCACAGGACAGAGCAGUUGGUCUGAUCCCCGUAGCCCCCCAGCAGGAGCAGGUAUGGAGUCUGUGACCUCCCCCAUACCCGUGUCCACCCCGUCCUCAGCACACUUGCUGGGCUCUGACUGGGAGCAGCUUUUGGAUGAGACCACUGGGAGACAUUAUUAUUAUAAUUAUGCUUUGAAGCAAACCUCUUGGACUGCCCCGGAGCCAACGGAACCACCUCCGUCCUCUACAGAUAAGGCACACAGUCAUGGCAAGGAGCCAAACGGGCCGCCACCUCUUCCAGAGGAGGACUACCCAACGAAUCAGCGUGAGGAUUCCCAUAUUUCUCUUCAGCUCCUUAAGGAUUUUCAGUUGCCCCAAAUCAAGCUUGCCAUCAUCCCUAGGGCUGUUGUGGACAUGCAUAAAGACGUCCCUGUGGGCUGGGCUCACUCUGUAGGGGCCGAUGGAAAAUCUGUCUACACAAAUGAACUCACACAUGAACAGUGGAUCCAGUCUAAGGAUGACAAAGGGAAGAUGUAUUACUACUUAAAAGAUGGGUCUAAAUGUCAGUGGACCCUUCCAGAGGCUUCAGUCCCGCCUGGUCAGCCGAUCAAUGGAAAUGGAACAGACCAAGAUGCUCAACCUGUUAUGAACUGGAGACAAUCCCAGUUCACUGUAUCUCAGGAAGACCUGAAAUUUUCUCCCUCACACAGGCGGAUCGCCUCUGACAAUGCCAGUGAUGCAUCCAGUUCAGGGAAUUCACCAGAAUCACAGCAUAACGAUAAAAAGUUAAGGCGGCGGAGGAACCUGUCCAGUCACAGCACAGAUUCACAUUCUCAUCAUGUGCGUCCUGAGCUUGUUUAUUGGUUGGCUUUUGCCCUCAGAGAUUUUCUUGUCAGCAUAUAUCAGUCCAUAUUUUUGAAUAAUAAAGCCUGUAACACUGUCCAUGUCUCUGAGCAGCUCAAGACACGUCACGGCUCUGAGUAUCUGAUACAAUAUGACACAGACAGCAUCAUACACGACUGGCACAAGAUCAUUCUGGACACCAUCAGACUGCUGCAGGACCAUGGCCAUUUCUCGGAGGAUGAAGCAGAAGAUAUCCCAGAAAAAUCUCCAUUGCCUGCAGAUAAAGAGAGGAAGAGUGAAUCAACAAGACUGAGUUCUUCUAGUAGCAUAGACAUUGAACAGGGCCGUGUUCGCACCAAGCUACGCAAGUUCCUCCAGCGGCGGCCCACCCUGCAGUCAGUCAAAGAGAAGGGCUACAUUAAAGAGAAUGUGUUUGGCUGCCACCUAGACACCCUCUGUCAUCGGGAAAACACAACCGUGCCCAAGUUUAUGGAAAAAUGCAUCAGAUCUGUUGAGAAAAGGGGUCUGAAAAUAGAUGGACUCUACAGAGUGAGCGGGAACCUGGCUGUCAUCCAGAAGCUGCGAUAUAAAGCUGAUCAUGAAGAGGAUCUGGAUCUGGAGGAUGGGCAGUGGGAAGAGAUCCAUGUGAUCACAGGAGCUUUGAAGCUUUUCCUGCGUGAACUUCCUGAGCCUCUUUUCCCCUUCAGCUUUUUUGAUAGGUUCAUCGCAGCCAUUCAAAUGAGUGACUACAGCCAGAAAGUCUCAUAUAUUCGAGAUCUAGUGAGAAACCUGCCUUUGCCCAACCAUGACACCAUGGAUGUUCUCUUCAGACAUCUUCGCAAAGUGAUUGAGCACGGUGAGCUGAACCGCAUGUCUGUCCAAAGUAUGGCCAUAGUGUUCGGUCCAACGUUGCUGAGACCACAGGAGGAGUCCAACAUCACCAUGCACAUGGUCUUCCAGAACCAGAUCGUGGAGCUCAUUCUCAACGAGUUCAAUGAGCUCUUCCAAACCAAAUGAAAUCACCCAGUGGAAAGCAAGAGAAAACACCCAUCAGCACCAGCUUCUCAUAUUCCCAAGUGAACAAGGUGACCGACUGUUUUCUGUCUACUGAUUGGACAUUGACUGUCCCAGUCAAUCAAAGCCAAAAUAUCACAACAAAUAAGUGCAUUGCGAAACCUCGAAACUGCCUUGUUCUUUAAUGCAAUCUGUGUUUUUGGUACUGCCGAAAUCAAGAGAGCAAAAAGCCGAAGGGAUCAUCUGCCGAUAUGAUCAAACAGAUCUUAUAAAGAAAGAAAAUGUCUAGUUUGUCAAAAUGUUAUGUUCGAGAUGAGACAGUCGUGGAGUCCUUAAUAAUAAAUAACUUACAACAAUUGCUUUAAAGGUAUUAUACAUACAGCGCACAUCCUUGUACAUGUUACUGAAUAAUAUACUGUAUAUUAUUGCUACUCCCCAAAAACUGUUCCUGUGGAACAACAACACUUUUCAGUUAGCCAAACAGCUUUUUCCUUUGCGUUUUCUGUGCAAAUGUUGUAUGAACAAGUAAAUAUACUCGACAAAGGUAUGGAUAUUUGGUUGAUUUGUAAUUUUUCUCUGAACAAAGAUCUUGAUGGUGACACCUGGAUUUAAUGUGUGAUUAAUCGCCAAUAUGGUGCACUACUGGUUAAACCUUAUUGUUCAGGAGGCUGAGAAAAAGGUGUUUAAUCAACUGUAUGACUAACAUUUUUUACUGUCUUUAGUCUCUAAGAUGAAAUAUUGUUAUAAAAUGCUGACAGGGCAUUGCACAGAAGUAUGAAAAUUAAUAUAAUGAACAAUAGAACAUUUUGCAGUGAAGUAUGGAUGUGCAUUGUGUGUUAAAAAUGAACUCUGUGGAUAUAGACUAAACUGUACAUAUUUUAAAUAUGUUGUUUAUAUAAAAAUAUGGUUAAGAAAUAAUUGGCAAUUUCAUUUUAUUACAGAGAUAAAUAUUCUAUAAAUAAAACAGAUAGACCAUAUUUAAUGUUAUGCAAAUAUGUGCAUAGUUUUUACACUGGGAAUUUCAGAAUUCUAGGAAAUUGAUAUAAAAAAAUGUUUUUAGUAUUAUAAGAGUGCAUAUAUACAGUCAUUUUGUCAGAUAAAAGUGUGUACAUCAAUUUAAAAUAGAGAAUAGAUAUUACCACUGGACUAUAGAUCAAUGCAAUGUGAGAAAUUAUAAAUAAAUACGGUGCCUUCAUUUUCA